This is a messenger RNA of Closterium sp. Naga37s-1, 1722 nucleotides long. NCBI's taxonomy places the organism in Eukaryota, Viridiplantae, Streptophyta, Zygnematophyceae, Desmidiales, Closteriaceae. The record is from the annotation of a GenBank genome assembly.
AUGCUUCAGCUACAUAAUCCCCCCCGUCAUCAUUGUUGUCAGAUUCCCCGCCUCCUGAUUCGUCGGUGGCGCCUCUUGUUCUGGGCGUUCGUGGCGUUCCCGCCACGUUCCCGAUCUCACAAGCGCUUCUCUUCCCCCAACGAUUGCGCCUCCGCCCCGUCUUCCGCCUCGUCCCCCACGACCUCCGCCUUGGGCCCCGCGGGUCGUCUCUCCGCCUCUGCCCUCAUUCUCGUUGAUCUGCCCUCCCUGCCCCGCCUGUGGCGUUCUCCCCACCGGGAUCCACGCCCUGCUCCGGGCCGCCUCGGUGCUGGCUGGGCGCGGAACUUCUUCACGCCAUUUCCGCUAGUGGCGCGCGCAGCAGCGCCGUUCCCAUGCCCCGGUGUAUCGCCCGCCACCUGGUCGCGCCCCUGCGUGUCGGCGCCCACGGCAGCAACAGGCGUUUCGGCGGACCCAGCGCUAGCCGUUACACCUCCCUCGACUGGGCCUACGUCCGCUCCCACUGCAGCAGCCGUCACCACCGCUGUCUCGGGGUCCGUCACACGGUGUGAAGAUGAGUCGCCGCCAGAGGCAGCGGCAGGCCCGGCAGCCUACUCCCGUUCUGCCUCCCACCCCACCGCAGCCAUCGCAGAUGUCGCCGCCUCCGCUGCCUCCGUCACCGCCUCCACUCGUCCAUCCCGAUCCUCCCCCAACGCUGUCUCCAGGGAAGAUUUCGUCAUCGAGCACCCCGCCGCCCCGCGGGACCUUCCUGUCGGGGUCCUUGCCACUUGCUUGUCAAGGGGCUCGUCAGGCUCAGGCCCCGCAGCACCGCUGGAGUUUGUGGGAGGACUCUCCCCCUGUUGGACGGGCCCUUCGUGGUCUCAGGUGGCGCGGGAGCCCACCCCUCGUGGUUCCACCACCGAUCAUCGCCAGAGGGAUCAGGAGCGUCAGACGGAAGAUCAGGAGACCGGGCGCGAGGAGGAGGGAAACGAGCGACAGGUGGAGGUACGCCAGGAACAAGUGGCUCCUGCCACUGAGGAAGCUCCACAGGGGGAACAGCGCAAGCUGGGGAUGGAGCAGGAACGGGAGGUGCGGGAAGCGCCUCAGCAGAAGGCACCGACGGUGGAGGGGCCAGAGGAGGAGGCCGAGGAGAGGAUGGCGCCGAGGACGGAGCCGACGGCGAUAGAGAAUGCUGCGACACCCGAGGGGACGUCGCCGCAGGGCCAGAGGACAGCUGCUGAGAAGACUGUAGCGACGCGGAGGGCAGAAGAGGCGGUUGCAACAUCAGAAGAGGAGGAGGCGGCUGCUGCUGGAGAAGGGGGCCGACUAUCUCUCGCUGGAGAGCAGGAGGGUGGUGAGGCGGGCGCCGAUGACAAAAGGAGCCCUUGCGGGUCCGGAGAUGAGGAUGGGUGCGCCCACGAGGAGAACGAUAGAAUGGCUAUCGGCCACGGGAAGGGGUCCCGCCCCCCCCGUGCUCGACCAAGGCAGCGGCGGCUCGAAGCAGGGCUGGCGCUAGCGCGCCCGGGUCCUCAGACGAGCUGGGAACAGCAGAAGGACCCACUGAGCGCUCCGACGGUGGGGAGGGACGGCGAUUGCCCGUCAUCAUCUAGAAACCUGGAAGCACAGGAUGAAGGAAAGGAGACACGCCGACCGGCGAAUCAGGGGGGGAAAGAUAGGGAAGAAGAAGAGGAGAUGACGGCCCCGACAACAGCAGAACAAUGGCGGCGGACUGAGACAAGCCGGUAG